Dinoponera quadriceps is the source of this 1213-nucleotide messenger RNA. RefSeq lists its product as uncharacterized. NCBI's taxonomy places the organism in Eukaryota, Metazoa, Arthropoda, Insecta, Hymenoptera, Formicidae. Bases 203 to 736 code for a protein of 177 amino acids. The transcript is spliced from 3 exons. The record is from RefSeq and is a predicted model, not a curated record.
UUUGUUUAAAGACGCCUUUUCGGAUGUUCUACCUUUGUUGGAAAAAGUUUUUGCUUGAAAUAUUAAUACUUCGUGAGACCGUUUACUAAACGAGGGAAAUAUUUAUAAUACAAAAAAGGGAAAUUAAGUUAAAAUAUAAGGAUAUUAUUGGAAUAUCCAAUAUCUUUUGAUAAAUACUUUACAAAGCAGAUUUGACAUUCAAAUGGAGGAAAGACAAGCAGAGAAUUCAAUUCCUGUAAACUUAGAGGAUACUAAUGAGGUUAUAGCUAGUUUAGAAAUGCUCAGUGUGGAUACCAAGUGUCCAUCACCUACAGAGACUAAGAGAGUACUUAGAAAAAGGAUACCUAAACUUGUUUCUACAGAAGUUUCUAACAGAAGAUGCAGUCGUAGACCAAAAAAAAGGGUAAAUCGAUACAAUUUAGAAGAGAACAUUAAGGAAUAUUAUUUAGAUAAAAAUAUAAAAAGGCAACCAAAUGAUCUUGAAACAAUUUAUGAAGAGAACGAUGGCCCAAGUGACAAUUCUAAAUAUAUGAGUGCAAAGAGAUUCAAAAGAAUGUUAUUGUUUGAUGCUGAGCCUUUAGCUUCUAAGUUGAGAAAAAGACGUGCAAGAAUACAGAAAAUUUUUGGAACCAAGGUUACAAAAAACUACAACAAAAGGCGUGUCUCAAUGCAGUCUGUUCUGGAUAAAUUAGAUGGUAUUAGAAUAAACUCACCAGCAGAAAUAGAUAUCAAAUGAUGUAAGAAAUUUAUUUUUGUUGCAUUUAAAUACAAUAUCAGACUUUACAAUUAUGGGGCUUCAGAAGACCGGAUGUGUCAUACUUUUUAGAAUAUUGUGAAUUUCCUUCUAUGCAUUUUCUCUAACGGUGUGAAAGAAAUUGUGUGAAUGAAAAGAAAUAUUGAAAUUAUAACUUACCAUAUUUCUAUGUAUUAAAGUCAUAUGAAGAUAUAAAAUGCUUUUUACAUGCAUUUGAUGGAAAUUUCUAUAUUUAUGAAUUUAAACAUGCAUUGAUACAGAAAAUUAUUUAGUUGUAAGAUAUCGCAAAACAAGCUUAUUGUAUCAAAAUAUAGUUUUAUAUUAAUUUUUGAAAUUUUUUUCACUUAACAUUAUAGGUAUAUAUACGGAGUAUGAAAAAUGAUAAUGUACUUUCUAUAUAUUUAAACAGAAUGUUCGUACCACAUUGCAUUUAUAGAUUAGUUUAAGAGUUCAUCAUUU